UGCCAUCAUAAAGUACGAAGAGACUCCCACCAGUAUUACCACUCAUGGUUUCAGACAGGCAAGGUCCAGCAGUGCACCCUGACAAUCCUCGUCGUUGCUCAUCGUUCAGAGGCAAAUAAUGAGCAGGAAGGGUUUGUUGGAGCGCCUCCGAGAAGGGGUGGUGGUGGGUGACGGAGGGGUGAUAUUCGCACUGGAGAGACGAGGAUACGUGGACGCUGGAAAGUGGACCCCAGAAGUGGUGGUGGAGCAUCCUGAGGCUGUUAAACAGUUGCAACGGGAAUUCCUGAGAGCAGGCAGUGACGUGAUACAAACAUUUACGUACAACGGCACCCAGGAUAAACUGACAAGAGCAUUAGGAAAGAAUGCAAUCUCGUGCCAACAGAUUGCCGACGCAGCUUGUCGUAUAGCAGAAGAGGUGGCCAAAGAGGGAGACGCCCUGAUAGCGGGAAGCAUCACUAAGUGUGCCUCUUACAAAGAUGGAAAGGGCAAGGCCGCUGUUCAGGCGCAGAUAAGGAGUCAACUUGAGUUGUUUAUCAAGAAUAAGGUUGACUUCCUCAUCGCUGAGUUCUGUUGCAGCUGUUUUUUUCACGUGGAGGAGAUGGAAUGGGCCAUCGAGGAGGCUCUCAAGACAGGGUUGGAGGUGGCCGCCACAAUGGGUAUAGGUGAAAAAGGUGACCUUAAUGAUGUCUCUGCAGGGGAGUGUGCUGUAAGAAUGGCUAAAGCAGGAGCUAAAGUAGUGGGUGUAAACUGCAUGUUCGAUCCUGAUGAGACGGUGAAGACCAUCAAGGCCAUGAAGACUGCACUGGACGACGCUGGCCUCUCCCCUUUCCUCAUGACUCAACCCAAUGGUUUCUUCUGCCCGGGGGCCGGCAAGUAUGGUUAUCUCUCCUGCCCGGAGUUCCCGUACGCCAUGGAGCCCCGCUUGGUGACCAGGUUUGACGUCCACCGCUACGCCCGCGCCGUCUAUGAUCUUGGGGUUCGCUACAUUGGGGGUUGCUGUGGCUUCGAGCCAUACCACAUCCGUGCCAUCGCCGAGGAAAUGGCUGAGGAACGAGGCAAGAUGCCGCCAGCCAGCGACAAACACAAACCAUGGGGGAAAUGUCUGGAGACAAGCUACAAUGAAUUUCUUAGGAAAAGAGUUGGACGAGAUUACUGGGAGGGCCUCAUUCCAAGCUCCGGUCGUCUACAGCCUCCUUCCCAUGUGUACGACCUAAGCCCGGAGAACGACCUGUAGUGAAAGUUGCUUGAAUGACUCUGGGCUUUGCGCUGAUGAAGGAGAACAAUACAUUUCCCAGCAUGAUUCAUUGGUCAGAGCCAUAUAGCUUGGCCAACGCGGAAUACACUGGUAAAUCUGCACAGUGGAAGUUUCGCUUCCUGCAGAGUUCUCUUCAUUUUAGGGAUACCAUGUUUUAUGAGACUUUAUCUUCCCGUUAUGCCUUAC
Molecule: messenger RNA, 1441 nt
Organism: Scylla paramamosain (green mud crab)
Lineage: Eukaryota; Metazoa; Arthropoda; Malacostraca; Decapoda; Portunidae
Product: betaine--homocysteine S-methyltransferase 1-like
Exons: 8
Coding region: 119-1234 (371 amino acids)
Molecular function (GO): zinc ion binding; betaine-homocysteine S-methyltransferase activity
Source: RefSeq, a predicted model, not a curated record